UCCGGGUGUAGUCUUUGCAACUUGGUUCUUUCGUACAACGAUGCUGCUGUUGGUUCUUCGUGGUUUGUUCUUGAUGAGCACGCUGGCCCAAUCGGCAUCAGCCGGGGAAGCCGCCCCGGAAUGUCUCAAAAUUUCAGAAAGACUGGCCAUCCUAGAGGAACGCACCAACCUCCUGACUCAACCUCCCGUGAUCAACUCCUGCUCGGAAGCCCCCACAAUCGGAACCUACCAGCUGCGACUACCCCUAAGCACCGUCUCCGUUCCCGUGGUCUGCGAGACAAACUCCUCGCUGUUCAGCAAUUUCGAAUCCGACACAGCUGGAGGUGGCUGGUUGGUGUUCCAGCAGCGCCUCGACGGCUCGGUCAACUUUGGCCGAAGUGGCUCGGAAUACCGGGGUGGGUUCGGAACGGUCGACCCCCGGUCCGAGUUCUGGCUUGGGCUGGAAGUGUUGCACCAGGUGACGGUGAACGCCCACUACGAGCUGGUGAUUGAGCUGCGAAACGAGGAAGGCCACUACGGUUACGCCCGGUACUCGCAGUUUGCGGUGGCCGGCGAAGCUGACCGGUACAAGCUGACCACGCUGGGGUCUUACACGGGGACGAUCGGCAGUCGGUUGGUGGUCAGCCGGAACGAACCGUUCUACGCGCGGGAUGACGUCAACAGUGGCGAUGGAGCUUCGUCGUGUGGCUGGAACCAUGGCGGAGGUUGGUGGUAUUACGAAUGCCGACACAGCAUGCUCAAUGGACCGUUCAAGAGGAAUGACUCCACCCGAAAGGGCAUCUUCUGGAAAGAGUUCGCCGACGCUGCCACGUACAGCCGGAUGAUGAUCCGCCGAAAGGUGCCGUCGAGAGGGUCGAAUCGGGACGACAGUCUGAACAAGGACAGUAGCUAUUAUUGGAAGCUGUACGCGCAAUGUCCAAACCACCACCCACCCGAAUAUAACAGUAUGUACUUGUCCGCCUCCCCAGCAAUUUCAAACCAAUCGGUGAACCAAUUCCAGUCCCAGCCAAAACUCGGUUUGGCUUCCGACCCGUCCAAAACCCGUCCCGAUAAUCGGCCCAGCUGCGGUCAAAGUCCCAGCCAACCGCCGCCAAUCAUCAACCUGCUCAACCAACGACUGAUGCUGGAGCAGUUGCUCUCGAAGCAAACGAAAAACCGAAUCAUUCAAGGAUGUGACGAAGUUGAUUCCUCCGGAAGGUACCGGCUGCUGCUUCCCUCGUCGACCUUUGGGGUAAUCUGCGACGCUCGCUCCUUCGAUGGGGGUUGGCUCGUGAUUCAGCAGCGGCUGAGUGGAAAGUUGAGCUUCGACCGGGACUGGGACGGCUAUCGGGACGGGUUUGGGAUUGUGGGGUCUGCGUCCGAUUUUUGGCUGGGGCUGGAGAAGAUUCACCAAAUUACGAGUGGGGGAGACUUUGAGCUGGCCGUUGAGCUGAGGAAUGAGUUUGGGACUUAUGGGUUUGCACUGCACUCGGCGUUUAAUGUUGCUGGAGAGGACGAACUUUAUCGGCUGACGUGUUCCGGGACCGAAGCUGGAAACUUGGAUGGGCGAAUUGGGGCUGGCCAUGGGGAGCUUUUUACGACGAGGGAUUUGGAUUUCGACAAACUUGAGGAUGUGAAUUGUGGACAAGUGUAUGGAAGUGGAUGGUGGUUCUACGAUUGCAAUAAUGUCAAUCUCAACGGUCCUUAUAAGAAGGAUAAUGUAACUGGUCGAGGCAUCUACUGGAGAGGAUUCACAGACGCUGCAACUUACAGUCGAAUGAUGAUUCGACGAAAGUAAUUGCUCUACGCGUUGCUACAAUUUUUAUCGCGUAUUUUGUGUUUUCUUUUUGCAAAUCAUUCAACUAUUAUUAAUAUUGAAAAAAAAAAAAGCAUUACACAAAAAUAUAAUAUUGUAAAAAACCGAUAAAAUCAGAUAUUGC
Messenger RNA from Culex pipiens pallens (northern house mosquito), 1919 nucleotides. RefSeq lists its product as uncharacterized. The transcript is spliced from 6 exons. The coding region runs from base 41 to 1777 and encodes 578 amino acids. Lineage: Eukaryota; Metazoa; Arthropoda; Insecta; Diptera; Culicidae. The record is from RefSeq and is a predicted model, not a curated record.